Molecule: messenger RNA, 1458 nt
Organism: Lodderomyces jiufengensis
Lineage: Eukaryota; Fungi; Ascomycota; Pichiomycetes; Serinales; Debaryomycetaceae
Gene: CAT1
Product: catalase A
Exons: 1
Coding region: 1-1458 (485 amino acids)
Biological process (GO): response to hydrogen peroxide; hydrogen peroxide catabolic process
Cellular component (GO): mitochondrion; cytoplasm; peroxisome
Molecular function (GO): catalase activity; heme binding
Source: RefSeq, a predicted model, not a curated record
AUGGCUCCAACUUUUACAAAUUCAAAUGGUAAUCCAAUUCCUGAACCAUUUGCAACUCAAAGAAUUGGUAAACAUGGUCCUUUAUUAAUUCAAGAUUUUAAUUUAUAUGAUUCAUUAUCUCAUUUCGAUAGAGAAAGAAUUCCUGAAAGAGUUGUUCAUGCUAAAGGUUCAGGUGCUUUUGGUGUUUUUGAAGUUACCGAUGAUAUUACUGAUGUUUGUGGUGCUGGAUUUUUAGAUACUGUUGGUAAAAAAACUAGAAUUUUUACAAGAUUUUCAACUGUUGGUGGUGAAUCUGGUUCUGCUGAUACUGCAAGAGAUCCAAGAGGUUUUUCAACUAAAUUUUAUACUGAAGAAGGUAAUUUAGAUUUAGUUUAUAAUAAUACUCCAGUUUUUUUCAUUAGAGAUCCAUCAAAAUUUCCUCAUUUUAUUCAUACUCAAAAAAGAAAUCCAGAAACUCAUUUAAAAGAUCCAAAUAUGUUUUGGGAUUAUUUAGUUUCAAAUCCAGAAUCUGUUCAUCAAGUUUGUAUUUUAUUUUCAGAUAGAGGUACUCCAGCUUCUUAUAGAGAAAUGAAUGGUUAUUCAGGUCAUACUUAUAAAUGGCAAAAUAAAAAAGGUGAAUGGUGGUAUGUUCAAGUUCAUUUUAUUUCUGAUCAAGGUAUUAAAACUUUAACUAAUGAAGAAGCUGGUCAAUUAGCUGGUUCUAAUCCAGAUCAUGCUCAAGAAGAUUUAUUUAAAAAUAUUGCUGCAGGUAAUUAUCCUUCAUGGACUUGUUAUAUUCAAACUAUGACUGAAGCUCAAGCUAAAGAUGCUCCAUUUUCAGUAUUUGAUUUAACUAAAGUUUGGCCACAUAAAGAUUAUCCAUUAAGAAGAUUUGGUAAAUUUACUUUGAAUGAAAAUCCAAAGAAUUAUUUUGCUGAUGUUGAACAAGCUGCUUUUUCACCAGCUCAUACUGUUCCAUAUAUGGAACCAUCAGCUGAUCCAGUUUUACAAUCUAGAUUAUUUUCUUAUACUGAUACUCAAAGAUAUAGAUUAGGUCCAAAUUAUUAUCAAAUUCCAAUUAAUUGUCCAGUUGCAGGUACUGUUUUCAAUCCUCAUGUUAGAGAUGGUGCUAUGACUGUUAAUGGUAACUUAGGUUCAACUCCAAAUUAUUUAGCUUCAGAUGAACCAAUUAAUUUCAGAAGUCAUUCAUUACAAGAAGAUCAAGAAGUUUGGGAAGGUGCUGCAACCCCAUUCCACUGGAAAGCAACUGAUGCUGAAUGGACUCAAGCAACUGCAUUAUGGAAAACUUUAGCUAAAUAUCCAAACCAACAAGAACAUUUAGCUCAUAAUGUUUCAGUCCAUGUAGCAGGUGCUGAUGCAAGAAUUCAAGAUAAAGUAUUUGAAUAUUUCUAUAAAGUUGCACCAGAAUUAGGUAAUGCUAUUAAAAAAGAAACUUUAGAAUUAUCACCAAGAAAAUAA